AUGUACCGCCGACCGCUAUGCCACCCGUCGACGCCAACGUGGGCCUCGGACAGCGUGCCUCCAUGUCCACCUGGGCUGGUGGCUCCGUUGAGCUCCGAGCCGCUGACGCCGUCGCUGCUGACUUCGGUCUCGCGGCAAGUGAUCCGUGGUUUUACCGCUGCGUCGAAUCGGCACACUAAGGCAACUUUUGUCCCGCCAUCUGCCGACGCCAUCGAAGCGAUCCUGUUGGAGCUCGCCAAGCCCAAAAAGUAUCGCGUCGAUGUGCUCGACCAAAUUAGCCUUGCUCGGCCAUACUCGCCUAAAGUGGCUACGGCUCGCUUCACCGUAGACGCGGGUGAUGCACUAGCUGCGCAGUCGCACGAAGCGAUCAUGUCGUCGCUGUUUACAAGCACGCAAACCGAGGCCGUCAAGGCGUUCCUGCCUGAAUCCGUCCAAAUCACACGGCUUGGGCGUGGCGGCAUUUUGUUUUCUGUAACGUCGUCGAGUGUGCGAAAGGCGCUUCGAGGACAAUACCUGUCCACCCUGGGAAUGCGCUACCUCAUCCCAGUGCAGGAGGAACACCCCCUAGACUCUCUGUGCUACAUGUAUGUCACAGGCAUCCGUGACAACUUUGAUGCCACGCAAUUCUACCGCAAGCUGACCCAGCUUGGCGUGGAUGUCGCAUAUCAAAGCCAUCGCGCGGUCAUUCCUGAAACGGGCUACCAUACGAACGCGUGGCGAGUUUACUUCUCGGAUGGGUCAAUCCCGAAGGAACUCAUGAUCCACGGCGCACAAAAGGGACGCCUUUCCACGGUGCAAACGGUGUAUCUCUACACUGCUUAG
This is a messenger RNA of Aphanomyces invadans, 822 nucleotides long. RefSeq lists its product as hypothetical. NCBI's taxonomy places the organism in Eukaryota, Oomycota, Saprolegniomycetes, Saprolegniales, Verrucalvaceae. Bases 1 to 822 code for a protein of 273 amino acids. The transcript is spliced from 4 exons. The record is from RefSeq and is a predicted model, not a curated record.